AUGGAACAACGUUACCGCGACUACCCCGCAUCGACCUCCACUCACUCCCGCACCAACACCGUCGGUACGCCCAUCCCUGGUCAAUCACCCCUCGCGCGUUCCUUCCAAACACCGUCGCCGUCGCUCGGCGGUCCAGCGAUGGACCCGCAGCGCGCAGCGACACCUUACCGCGGCGGACUGCCUCCCGGCGUGGUAGCCCCUCACCUGAUGGGCAAACGCGCGGAGACGGGCUCGAUCUUCCGUGAGGCGGUUUGGCCACCCCCAAGCCAGAGCAGCCUCCUAGUCGACCCUAUCACGAGCGCAGCCAGCGCGGUCGACCUUAGCAACAUCGUCGACGACGUCAUGGGUCGGAGUACCACCAGUCCGCCCCAGGCUGCAACAGCCGCUGCACACGGGCUACCUCCGCCGAUGCGCCCACGUGGAGGAAAUGGAAGCGUUUCGUCGCUCGUUGGUGCCGAUCCGUUUGCGUCAAUGUCGUCGCUCGUCACCACUGUGUCCGCGGCGCCUCCGCGGCUGCCCAGCGACGCUUACCAUUCACGUGACACGACGGACGCGUCUGCCACGAGCUCGAGCCCGCUGUUGCAGCGGUCUACGCCGGCACCGGUUCUCGACUCUCUUCCCCCACCAAAUCCGACGAGGUUUAGCACCGUCCCGGGUAGCCCAAUGCCUCCGCCUGGCUUUGGCCCGCUUGUGGUCACCAACGCCGUAGGCCCGAUGGAACUGAAAAGCCCUGAAGCAACGUUGUCUCCGGCGAGCCCUUUGGGGUUGUCGAUCCAACCACGAAAUUGGCUGCAGCGUUCGCCGAAGAAGAUAUCGAGGGAUGUCAGGGCGAGUAUUGAUGAGACUGGAGUGGAUGUGACAGAAGUGUCGAGCUCGGGACAUUCAAUCGGGCAGGCCGUGUGA
This is a messenger RNA of Epithele typhae, 903 nucleotides long. RefSeq lists its product as uncharacterized. Bases 1 to 903 code for a protein of 300 amino acids. The record is from RefSeq and is a predicted model, not a curated record. The transcript has 2 exons. NCBI's taxonomy places the organism in Eukaryota, Fungi, Basidiomycota, Agaricomycetes, Polyporales, Epitheliaceae.